Alosa alosa (allis shad) is the source of this 2010-nucleotide messenger RNA. RefSeq names its product GRAM domain-containing protein 2B (gene gramd2b). The coding region runs from base 508 to 1812 and encodes 434 amino acids. Lineage: Eukaryota; Metazoa; Chordata; Actinopteri; Clupeiformes; Clupeidae. The record is from RefSeq and is a predicted model, not a curated record. The transcript is spliced from 14 exons.
AUAAUUUAUUGUGAACAAGGCUAUUUUUCCUGAUAUUUGAGAUUUUUUUACAUUUAUUUUCAUGCAAUGUUUAUCUGUUGUUACCAUUCUCACAGGAGUUUUGAUGUAGGCCUACAGUAAAAACACAACAGGAUCAGAUGAAACAACAGAGCAAGAGAGUUGAGAGAGGGAGAGAGAGAGAAAGAGAGAGAGAGAGAUGGCUUAGGAUUGUGGAACCCUUUUGCUUCCAUCAAGUAUUCGUUCCUUUAAUAAGGUUUUGUUCCCAGCGUGGUUCUUCUCCAGGGAACCAUCCUGAGAUGUUCUCUCAGAUCCUCUCUCCUAUCAGAAUAGCCGCAGCAGGAGAGCACUGAAAUGAAGGCUGGCCCAGGCGAGAGGUAAAUCACUGACUAGCUGAUAACCAGUGAAGAGCCGAGGACUGUGGCUUCACUGUCAUGAGGACGAGGACCAGGAUGCAGCAAGCCCUCCAUACUACUGUGCCAGCUUUGAAGUCUCUUUUAGUGGGCCCUCAUGGAGAAAUACUUUGCCUAUGAUGACUGUGUCUUAUCCAACCAGAGAAGGAAGCACACCGGAGCCAGGCCAAUGUGUGCGACCUGCAAGGCAGCUUCAGGAAGUAGUUUUGUGCCACUGCGUUCCGACACUGAAAAUGGGGUAGAGGAAAAACAGCGCAGAACCGUCCCAGCCAGUGGAACCGCAUCUAUAGAGCCACAGUCUGAGCUAUUGAGGAGAAGACGGAAACCAGCCCUCAUCAGGUCAAAAACAUUUGAUCCUUCACUUCUGUCACAAGUUCAAAGUGACACAGAAGCCAAACUCGAGAGGAAAAAGUCUCAGUCUAAUCAGUUUUCCAAAACAAACACCCAGUACCACAAACUUUUUAAAGAGAUCAGCAAGGAUGAGCAGCUGAGGCAAAGUUACACUUGUGCUUUACAGAAAGACAUCCUCUACCAAGGCAGACUGUUUGUCUCCGAUAACUGGAUCUGCUUUCACUCUAAAGUGUUCGGCAAAGACACCAAGAUUGUGAUUCCAGUGCUUUCCAUAGCUGUUGUUAAGAAAACAAAAACAGCCAUAUUAGUGCCAAAUGCACUUGUGAUCGCUACAUCAAAUGAACGUCAUGUAUUUGUCUCCUUCUUGUCUCGAGACACGACAUACAAGUUCCUCAUGUCUGUAUGCUACCAUUUGGAGGAGAAGAGUACAGGAAACAGCCCCAUGGCGUCUUCAGCAGAGUGCAGCUUCAGAGUGGAACCUGCUGCUUCCCUGCCUCUGGACUUCUGUGCGGACUUCUCUGAUCUGGACGGGAAGGUGAGGAAGAGGAGGCAGGAGAUGGAGGACAGCAGCAGCUCGGACUCACACUCUCCAGACUCUCAGAAGAUGGCUGACUACUCAAAGCUUCCCCAGACAUUACUGAAUGUGACUAAACCAGGAGAGCUGCCUGUUGUCCCUGAACCUCUCCAACACUCACCUGAGACAAGAAACACACCCCCAUAUAAUGGUGUGCCUGAGACCGCAGAGACAGCAGAGCUGGCAUACGACAUUAAAUCCCUCAGACCCAUCUCCCUCAGCGCGCUUCUCAUGGUCUAUCUGUUCUUAGUAUGUGUUUUAGUCUUGUCCUCUUGCUACAUGGCCUUCAGGAUAGUUUCACUGGAGCAAAGACUGACCUCUCUGGGCUCCAUGAGUGAACCACCUGAAAAUGGAAACGAUUACAAAAGAGAUUACCUUGAAGAUAAUGCUGAAGUUUACUCAAUGUUAUCUAUGAAUAUUCUGAAACUGGAAAAGCUCCAAAGAAACUUGCAGAGAUUGCUGGAGGAGACACAGUGAUUUUUUCUGUAUAUGUCCUCUGUGUUAAAAAACUGUGUAACUCUUUGUUAAUCUUUGUUGACAUGUAACCACACACACUAGCGCGCACGCACGAACGCACACACACACACACACACACACACACACACACACACACAGAGCGAAAGAGAGAGAGACAAAGAUAUUUGUGUAUAUGACAUUUAUUUGUAUAAUUAAUUC